CUUUAUUGUUGGUCGUGAGGGUAGUGGUACUAGAGGAGACGGAGACCUUGUUGGAGAAGAUGUUAAUACUGCGGGCGAGUCCGUUCUCGUCAAGAGUCAUGCGACGAGUAGUGGCGAUGGUCGUGCAUCUAGGGAGGUAGAAGCGUCUGUUGACAGUGAGGAUGAAGAAGAGGGUCUUGAACAAGUAAAAGUAACAGAACAAGUACGAACAGUUGCUAAUGCAUCAGGAAAAAAACCAGUUGCUACCAGUACAACAGCCACAUCGGGAGCAUCGACAGCC
This is a messenger RNA of Amoebophrya sp. A25, 280 nucleotides long. NCBI's taxonomy places the organism in Eukaryota, Dinophyceae, Syndiniales, Amoebophryaceae. The record is from the annotation of a GenBank genome assembly.